Fundulus heteroclitus (mummichog) is the source of this 2185-nucleotide messenger RNA. Its product is annotated as supervillin-like. Lineage: Eukaryota; Metazoa; Chordata; Actinopteri; Cyprinodontiformes; Fundulidae. The transcript has 13 exons. The coding region runs from base 314 to 2185 and encodes 623 amino acids. The record is from RefSeq and is a predicted model, not a curated record.
CAUGCACUAAAGUGGGAAAGUUUUGUAUCUAACUUGCGGGAAUACGCAUGAAUGGUGUUGAACCAAGCAGCAGUUCGGAACGGAGUCGACAUAGAAGUGGCCCACCUGUUGGUCUGACCUGCGGAAGUCCCUGCUGUCUGCAAGUCUGUUGUUCGGACGUUCAACGUUUUUUGUCUUGAGUAAAAAUAAAAAGUCAAACCACCGGAGAAACAUCUCACAAGUGCACUGAUGGCCUCCAACACCUUAUAAGUGAAUCCAUGAGCAAAGCACCAAAGUCUUCAGCUAUUUGAGGAACAGAGUCGUUCAGAGGAGCAUGGAUGCAACGGAAAAGCCGGCUCUGGAGCCCAGAGCAGAGCGGAUCGCCCGCUACAAGGCCGAGAGGAGGCGAGAGCUGGCCGAGCUCUACGGAGACUUAGAGGAGCUUCCCUCCAAGUGGGUGAGAAGGGAUGGAAAGAAGGUCAACAACCCAGCAACCCCAGCCCACGGCGGGGCGUUAAACUCAGACGGCCGCGGUGAAGGGGUGAACGGCAGAACACGAGAGGUUACAAAUGGAGUCGAGGCGGAUCCUCCGACAGAGCCCAGCUACCUGAGAAGCCAGAGUUACCAAGAUUCUGCCACCGUCCUGGUCGAGGAUGGACACCUGGUCCAUCCAGGACCCGAUGCCCCACAGCUCCACACCCGGGUGUCGGUGGGCCAGUUGAAGAGUGUGCUUCUGCAGCAGGCAGAGAGUGGAGCAGGCCAGGAGAAACUUGGUCCUGAUAUUGGCCAAACCACGUCUUCUUUGGACCUGGCUGCUGGUUCUGAGGGAAGCCGGCGGCGGACCAGGCGUUACCUUCCAGGCGCAUCAGGAGGGGGUCGCAAAACCAGCGAGCGCUUCAGGACCCAGCCAAUCACAGCCAAUGAGAUGGAGGAGAGAACCGGGCUCUUGGACGCGGAAGUACAUGACAACAAGAAAGCUGAUGUGAAAACAGAUGAUCGAGCCAAAAUGAGCGUGGCAGCCAAGAUGUCGCUGUUCAAAGAAUUGGAGAAGUCAGCGGCCCCCGAUUCCUCGGCUCUGCUGAAGCCUCGCUCAGCCAGCAGCUUCCAGGAACGGAGGACGCGCCGUGGCAACGAGCAUCGCUUUCUCACUCAGCCAAUCACCUGUGAGGAAAUGGUGGCAAUCAGCGCCAAUCCAGCAGAGGAGGUCCAGACCGAGCAGGCCGAACCGGUGGAGGCCGCAGAUGAAAGCUGCCGGAUGAGCAUGAGAGAAAAGCUGGCCCUCUUCAACAGACUGUCCCUGCACGGAAAGAAUGGGGCCGGCCCCACCGACGGGCCCCCAGAGAGGCGAAAGCAGAAAGGGGCUCGGUACCGCACCCAGCCCAUCACAGUGGACGAAGUCAGCCUGCUUCAGAAAGGCCCCAUUCAGCUUCCUGCCUUCAGUUUGUCCCCUAAUCUGCACGACAGACAGCAGGCCUCGCCUGGCAACCUGAAACCCAGCGAGGUGCGCCUUAUACAACCAAUAUCUGAACUCUCAGAACCUGAAUCAACGCACCGGGGCUCGCGGGACUGCAACUCCGUACCGCCGUCGAAGGGAAUCCUGAAGAAGAGCUGCCCUGAAGGCUCAGGGUGGAGCGGGGCCGACGGUCGGGAGCCGCUACCCAACCACCAGCAAAAUGGUAGAGACGUCACCGAUGCAGAGAUGUUUGGGAGGAUGGAGGGAGCCGAGAGGCUGGAAUCCCAGAGGGAGACACCGGGCGUGCAGCGAAGUUCAGUCCGAGCAGCUCCGUGGAGGCAGAGGGCUCGAAACCGGAGGGAGACCCCGACACAGGCCUCCUCAGAGCGGGAUGCUCCUCAGGAGGAGAGGCCUUCUCGGAGCGGCCCGCAGCAGGAGAUCGCUUCCUCUGUGGGAAACGGCUCAGAUGUGACGAGAACACAAGAUGAAGAGCAGAGCGACAAACCGAAACAAAACGUUUUGGUCUGCGGUGGAGUUCGCUCACCUAAACAGCAGGAAGCAGCAGCGUCUGUGAGAGGCACAGUAGGAAAACCGAGAUGCAUUUACAUCCCUGCGUCCACUCCACUCUGGUUUGAAAUUCUGAGCCUCGACCCGCGGUUAGAUCGGGCCAUUUGCCGUGCCACUGAAACCGGAUAUAGCGUCGCUCAGCACAAGCACUCUGCAUUUGGAGCCAUCAGAAAGCCCUCCUCUUGA